This is a messenger RNA of Ophidiomyces ophidiicola, 1308 nucleotides long. It is a transcript of the gene GBP2, whose product is annotated as g-strand binding protein. The record is from RefSeq and is a predicted model, not a curated record. The coding region runs from base 1 to 1308 and encodes 435 amino acids. Gene Ontology annotation, cellular component: cytoplasm; nucleus. Gene Ontology annotation, molecular function: mRNA binding. The transcript has 9 exons. NCBI's taxonomy places the organism in Eukaryota, Fungi, Ascomycota, Eurotiomycetes, Onygenales, Onygenaceae.
AUGAGUGGCACAGCUGGUGCUUCCGGUGGCUAUUCGGGAUCUGGAUUGGGAGGGCGAGGCGGUGGUGCCCCAGCUCGUUCGUUCGAGGAUCGUGCCUUUGCUAAAGAGCAGAUGAUGCAAGCUGUUCGCGAAUCUUCUCAGCAGGACCGCCGUGUCUAUGUUGGGAACUUGUCAUACGAUGUCAAGUGGCAUCAUUUAAAAGAUUUUAUGAGACAGGCUGGAGAGGUUCUCUUUGCCGAUGUCUUACUACUUCCGAAUGGAAUGUCGAAGGGCUGCGGGAUUGUGGAAUACGCCUCGAGGGAACAAGCUCAGACCGCUGUUGCAACGUUGAGCAAUCAGAACUUGAUGGGCAGACUUGUCUAUGUUCGCGAGGACCGUGAGGCAGAACCCCGAUUUACCGGUCCCCCUUCUCGAGAUGCGGCGGGCGCCGGCCGUGGCGGCUUUGGUGGCGGCCACGGCGGUUCAAUGGGAAGUCGUCAGAUCUACGUCGCUAACCUUCCGUUUAAUGUUGGCUGGCAGGAUUUGAAGGAUCUUUUCCGCCAAGCCAAAACAGGUGGUAUUAACGUACUGAUCUCAACAGCACAACAAGGCAAUGUCGUCCGUGCUGACGUGCACCUUGACCCGAAUGGCCGUCCCAAAGGUUCUGGAAUAGUUGCCUUUGAGAAUGUAGAAGACGCCCGAAAUGCCAUUCAGCAGUUCAAUGGCUACGAUUGGCAUGGUCGCAAUUUGGAGGUACGUGAAGAUCGCUUUGCUAGCUCCGCCCCUGGAGGGUAUGGAGGCCGCGGUGGAUUUGGCGGCUUCGGCGGCCGUGGUGGUUUCGGCGGUGGUCGAGGCGGAUUUGCCGGACGCGGCGGCUUUGGUGGCUACGGUGGUGGUAGAGGUGGUGGUGGGUUUGGAAGUAACUUCAGCGGUGGAGGAGGCAACUUUGAGAACAACAAUGCUUCCAUCCCGCCAAACCCGUUCACUGAUUUUGCAACCUACGGUGGGGAACGAAGUGCUGUCAUCUACGUCCGCAAUCUGCCCUGGUCUACCUGCAACGAAGAUUUGGUUGAGUUGUUCUCGACAAUCGGCAAAGUCGAACGUGCUGAAAUUCAGUAUGAACCAAAUGGUAGAUCACGUGGAACGGGCGUAGUCCAGUUUGAUACCAUUGAAAAUGCAGAAACCGCCAUCAGCAAAUUCACGGGAUACCAAUAUGGAGGUCGUCCCCUGGGCUUGACAUUCGUCAAGUACAUGAACGGCGGGUCCAGCGAUGCUAUGGAAGUUAGCGCAGAACAGCCAACCGGCAUUACUCAAGACCAAAUCAUGUGA